Messenger RNA from Amoebophrya sp. A120, 2890 nucleotides. NCBI's taxonomy places the organism in Eukaryota, Dinophyceae, Syndiniales, Amoebophryaceae. The record is from the annotation of a GenBank genome assembly.
AUGCUAAAAAAUCAACCACGACCUACAAUACCCUAUAUACUAUACGGCAAGAAAAUCGAUUGACGCAUGGCCCGAUUUCUACUAGUAAAAUCUUACUAGUAAGGAAAAUCCAAGAAUUUUACUAGUAGGCUGCGCUGCUAGUAAUCUUAUCGUGACAAGCAAGCAAAAAAACUACUAGCAAGCGUACUAGUAGAGAGUUUACUAGGAGAAAGCUUACUAGUAGAAAAAGAAAAAGAAAACUGCCGCGCGGGGUGGUUCGCCCCGGGCUUGCGCCACAAAGCUCGCCCGCGCUGCUGGCUUCCCUUGCCCCCUGUGGAGAAACUAGCGCCGAGCAAUUAGUACCUGUGUGGUCGCGCGGGACGUGGCGCUCGUUCCCGGGAAAAGGGGGUGCAGCCGUGGGAGGGCGAGCGCUUCUUUAUCUGACCGAGGGUGGCGCGGCGCGUGCUGCUGCGCCCGCAGGUGCAGGCGAACUAGCAGCUCCGGCCCGGCCACGGUGCCCGGGAUGGCUUUGCGCUUUGUUUGGGCUACCCCGUUUUGCCUCGCGGCGGAGGCCCCUCCUCGUGUGGAUGCCCCCGCCGCCCUGCGCAAAGAAAGCGGCGCCUUUUCUCGCUGCCCCGAAGGAAUGGCCAUCACACACAGUGCGCCUAGUCCCCCUGGGCUGGUUGCACCUGUCUGGCUGGCCAGGUUUUUUGUCGCGCAGCUUUUCCGCAGCUGCGGCCCUGUGGGCUCCGUCGAAAGCAGCCCCACCGCCUUGGGGGCGUAACUAGAAAUACAGCGGGGCGUAGCUCUAGAAUGACGAGCAGCCGCCCGUAAGGCUCGCAACUUGGGGGGGUGCUCGCAAAUUGGGAACAUCCCGGAAGGCUCGUCCCCUCCCAGGGUGGGCUCGCCCCGGGUGUUCUUUCGGUUUCCCGGUGCUUCUCCUUCUCCAGGGGCCUGGGGCGGGCCGCUGUCACGCCUUUGUCUUCCUCCAGGGGGCUCCGGCGCACUCAAAAGCCCUGCGCCUGCAGAGUUUUCGCCCCCAGGAGAAUCCCCUCCCCUUCCCCGCGAGGACUGCAACCUUCCUACUAGGAAAUCGGGCCCAUCGUUUCCUUGUCUACUCCAUACCUCUCCGGCGGUCGCGGAGCGACCGCCCGUGCUAGAUAGUACUACUGCAAUUUUGUCGAGAGGAACAAGCGUUGGUGAGGCUGGCGGAAGGGAAAUGCUAAAAAAUCAACCACGACCUACUAGUACUACUGCAAUUUUGUCCACUUCUGCAGCUUCGUCCACUGCAGGGUCGCCGCUUCAACAACAGCAACCGAAUCUCAAUCACGAGGAACAAUCUCGUCGGGCUUUUAUGCCAAGUUCAAGUUCUUCUUCUUCACAACGAACCAAUACGGAUGGUGGUUUUAAAAAUCUUCUUGGCAGAGAUGCUGGUGGCAUGAUCGACCCACGCGACACAACUACGAACAACCCAUUUCCAACAACAGACAAUCCACAGUGUGGCAACAGCAAGCGUCUGCUCACACGAAAAAUUCUGCCAAUCACGGCACAAGAAACUACGACCUCGACAAGCAGUAGCCCCAGAGUGUUAAACCAUAUUAACAUUGCCGCUGGUGUUUCAACAACAUCUACGAAAAACCGGGCGAGGAGCUUUGUGAACCGUCUGGCGCCGUCGAACAUUCGCACCGCUAGUCCGCGGCCUAUGGCGAAAGCGGCGCAGACGCCGCGGCUGGGGUUUUCGGGGGAAAGUAGCGGUGAUCCAUGGUUGGGUGCGUGAUGAUGGAUGGAAUUUGAUAGUACCAAAAUGUAACUAUAGUAUACGAUGCAUAAUUAAUUUUGUUUUUGUUUUUGCAAAUAAUUAUAGGAGCUUGUCUUGAUCAAUUUGAGCCGGAGUUGUUUCCGUUUCGAUCGGCUUUGUUUAUGUUCACAAAGAUAAUUUUUUUGCACCUGUCAUUUUUUGCUUCUAGCAUUUGGGGGCCUCGCGUGCCAAUGACACACACACACUCGUGAGACGACUCGGUGUGCAGUUUACUUUUGAGUGAAUAUAUUAUUCCUGCGAUUAAAGUUCUGAACGAUUAGUCCAGGGCGAAGUUGUAUAGAACAACGAUUUCGUCAGCGAGAAGGAAUAAAUUUAAAAAUGAAUCAAAAAAUGUAUUAUAAACACAAACUUUGAUUUUUUGUCGUUCGCAAAAUUAUUGAAAAGAUUGGUAAGAUGUAGGCAUCCGUGCCUGUUGCUUGUGGAAACGUAAAACAUAGAAUAUUUUUUACUUUUACAGCUGUCUUCAUUUUUGAUUUUGACGAGAAUUGGUUCCAACAGAUGAAAGCCGGUUCGCAUAAGGAUGUAUUCGAGGCGUAUUCCUGCUGCAUGUCAUCUUUGGUUCUUCUGUUUGCACAGCAAAAUUUUAUUUUCGACUUUUGAUUUAUAUUCCAAGAAUUCCGAUGUUGACUCUUGAUGCUACACUGCGAUUACGUGGUCACCAGAACUAGUACAGUGAGGGAGGCUCAGUGACAGUGGUUAAAGUUAAUCCUUUAGUAGUGAGAUUUUUAGUUCCUGAAGAGAAAUUACAAGGGUCGAUUUCUAAAACCGUUCUAUACGUAAACGCUUUAGGAGCUAGCGUUGGCUGCGCGAGAUGAAAUGUAGUUUAAAAGAAUGGCAAUAAACAUGGCAAGCCGGUGAGAUAGAGCAGGCGUAUAAUUUGCAUGUAAUAUGCGCGACUCUGCCAUACUUCUAUUGCAUGGCUUUUCAAUUAAUUGACCUUCUUCCUAUGUUUCUCAUUUAUCGUACAUUGCAGAAAAUGCACGGUCGGAAUUUUGGGCGAAAAAAUCUACCAGAUGUGGAAACAGGGCCCAAGGCUGAGAUGAAAAAAUCGAAAAAACAAAGACCAUGCAGUUGAGUUACCGAAUCGAAAAA